AUGAGUACUGCCCGGAUGUACCUAGGUAGGUCUGGAUGUACCACAUACACACUCAUAAACCAAUGCCCUUUAUUAAACCAGCAUUAGAAAUCUGGUUCUCUGCAUUCUCCUCCCCAUCCCGUGAUAACCCACCUUCCGCUGUCUCAUUCUCGAUCCGGUGACGCUAUGUUGGUGCGAGUUUUUCCACGCGCCAUUUCUUCCACUUCCGUCGCUGCGGCUAGCUUUCCAUUGCGUUCGCAUUCCAGGCUGUCUCCCCCGUCUACUUGCUUUUCAUUCCCGACUGUGUCAACCAAACCGUCCUUGAUUUUUGAGAGAAGGUUCGGCAAUGGCGCGCGCCGCAAAUAUUUCGGUAGUUGGAGCGUGGAACGUUUGUUCGGGAGAGUGUUCCUGUCUAGGAGAGAGUACAGGAAGCAUUCAAGGCGUCCGGCAAAGAGGAAAGGGAAGGAACUGGAACUCAGUGUAAAUAUCUGCAUUGAAGAGCAGUUGCCUGAUGACUCUGAAGUUCUGGAUAUUGCUGAAAUGCUCCGUCUCAAUGUGCCAACAGCGAUAAAAUUAGAGCUUGAUGGUCUCAAAGAUUCAGAGUAUAAAACUAGAUCUACUGCAAUUGGCGAUGUUGGCUGUUUUGAUAGUGUUGAGUUAUCUUUACUUCUUUGCAAUGAUGAGUUCAUCCGCACACUUAAUAAAGAAUGGAGAGAUGAAAAUAAGCCUACUGAUGUCCUCUCAAUGUCUCAGCAUAUUCCUGAACUUAAACUCCCUGUGCUCAUGUUGGGUGACAUAGUAGUUUCUGUCGAGACAGCUGCUAGGCAAGCAGAGGAAAGGGGGCAUACUCUCCUUGAUGAGAUACGGAUCCUUCUGGUUCAUGGAUUACUACAUCUUUUGGGAUUUGAUCAUGAAAUUAGUGAUGAAGCGGAAACUGAAAUGGAAGAGGCGGAGCAGUUACUUUUAAAGAGGCUGGGGUGGAAGGGGAAAGGGUUAAUUAAUAGUUCUUAUGACAUAGAUGGUAUUUCUAUUGAGGCUGCUGAUGACAGGAAGAGGGAAGGGAGUCUUCGAUUUUACAGACCAAAGUUUAGAUAUAUCUUCUGUGAUAUGGAUGGUACUCUUCUGAAUACCAGUAGUCAGAUUUCUCUUGCAACAGCACACGCUUUGAAAGAGGCCACUUCUAGGGGUGUAAAGGUAGUGAUAGCUACUGGAAAAACCCGUCCUGCUGUCAUAAAUCUGAUGAAGACAGUUAACUUAGCAGGAAAGGAUGGCAUAAUUUCAGAGGUUUCUCCUGGCGUGUUCUUGCAGGGGCUCCUGGUAUAUGGUAGACAAGGUCGGGAAAUUGCAAGAAGGAAUUUAGACCAAAAUAUCUGUAGAGAGGCAUGCGUAUAUUCUGUCAACCACAACAUUCCUCUUGUUGCAUUUUCUGAGGGUCGCUGUUUGACCUUAUUCGAGCACCCUUCCGUGGAAUCACUUCACACAAUAUAUUAUGAACCAAAGGCAGAGAUUGUUUCUAGUAUUGAGCAACUCUCGGCAGGAGUAGAAAUACAGAAGAUGAUCUUCUUAGACACAGCUGAAGGAGUGGCGUCUACGCUGAGGCCAUAUUGGGAGGAAGCAGCUGGGGAUUGUGCUUCUGUAGUACAAGCUGUACCAGACAUGCUUGAAAUUGUUCCGUAUGGAACCUCCAAAGGCAUAGGGGUUAAAAUGCUUCUUGAUCAUUUGGGUGUUAGUCCAAACGAGAUAAUGGCCAUUGGCGAUGGGGAAAAUGAUGUAGAGAUGCUUGAACUGGCUAGUCUGGGUGUUGCUCUUAGAAAUGGAUCCGAGAAGGCAAAGGCUGUGGCUAAUGUGAUUGGUUUGAGCAAUGAUGAAGAUGGAGCAGCUGAUGCAAUCUACCGUUAUGCCUUCUAAGUCAAUUUAGUCAUUAGCAAUCCCAAGGCUUCAUUCAUGUAUUUGAUUUGUAUUCUCAACUGUGAACCAAUAACAUGAUACUUGUCUC
Molecule: messenger RNA, 1975 nt
Organism: Cuscuta campestris
Lineage: Eukaryota; Viridiplantae; Streptophyta; Magnoliopsida; Solanales; Convolvulaceae
Source: the annotation of a GenBank genome assembly